AUGGCGAGGCGGCCACGGUGGCAGGGUCUCGGGGGAUCGUGGACCCCGAUACUCCUGCUCCUUCUCCUCGUCUCUUUGUUCCCCCUCAGCCGGCAGGAGCUGGGGGGCGGCGGGGUCCGGGGCUGGGACCCGGGCAUGGCCCUGGCCACGGCGGGGCCCGGGGCGCACCGCGGUGGCGGAGCCUCAGCUCUUUGUCCCGAGUCGCCUGAGGCUCGGGAGGAGGAAGAGCCUGGCUUAGAUGUCCGGGAGUCCGUCUUCGCGGGGCUCCGACAGGGGAGGCAAAACAUCCGGGACGGUGGAGGGGUCCCCGAGCUGCCCAGCGCGGAGCUGGGGGUCCCGGCCCCGGGCAGCCGAGGGGCCGAGGCGGCCCCGGGACCGGGGUCCCUGUCACGCGGGCACCCGCUGGCCUCUUCUUGCGGGUGGACGGGGCCUUUGCGGAGAGGCGACCUGUCUCCGGAGGCCCGGUCCCCGACGGGCACGGGUCUGGGGGACCUGUCUCCCCUCCCAUCCGACCUCCUGGCUCCCCCCGAGGGCCCCAAGUCCGUGUCCUCCCCGCGUCGCACCAAGAGCGUGGACCCCUCCCGCUGCCGCAGGGCACCGUGGAGCCCGGGCCCGCCGGGUCAGGGCGCACCCGCCGUGGGAGGAGCCCCCCAUCAUCGCCGGGAUUGCCUCCCCGGGGGUGCGGCCCCGGGUCCCGGCGGGUGGGGUUCAGCACCGCGCGCCGCGAGGAUAGCUCCUCCGCUCGGUUCAGCACCUCGCGAGUCCCGGACAGCUCCCCGGCGCGCCGCGGAGCGCAUGCGCGCCCCAGGUCCCUCCCGCCGGCGCCGGCGCAGCAGCAGCAGCGGCGGCAGCAGCCGCCGCCGCCACCACCGCCGCUUCCUCCCGCCGCGGGGCCCCGAGCCGCGGCCCCCGGGCCGGUUCCCCGACCACGACGACGACGACGAGCGUCCGCGCCCCCGACGCGCCGCCAACCGCCACCCGCAGUUCCCGCAGUACAACUACCAGACGUCGGUGGCCGAGAACCAGGCGGCGGGCACGUCGGUGCUGCGCGUGGCGGCGCAGGACCCGGACGCGGGCGAGGCCGGGCGGCUGGCGUACUCGCUGGCGGCGCUGAUGAACAGCCGCUCGCUGGAGCUGUUCAGCAUCGACCCGCACAGCGGCCUCAUCCGCACGGCCGCCGCCCUGGACCGCGAGAGCAUGGAGCGCCACUACCUGCGGGUGACGGCGCAGGACCACGGCACCCCGCGCCUCUCGGCCACCACCAUGGUGGCCGUGACCGUCGCCGACCGCAACGACCACGCGCCCGUGUUCGAGCAGGCCCAGUACCGGGAGACGCUGCGGGAGAACGUGGAGGAGGGCUACCCGAUCCUGCAGCUGCGGGCCACCGACGGCGACGCGCCCCCCAACGCCAACCUGCGCUACCGCUUCGUGGGGCCGCCGGGCGCGCGCGCCCCGGCCGCCUUCGAGAUCGACCCGCGCUCGGGCCUCAUCAGCACCCGCGGCCGCGUGGACCGCGAGCACGUGGAGAGCUACGAGCUGGUGGUGGAGGCCAGCGACCAGGGCCAGGAGCCGGGCCCCCGCUCGGCCACGGUGCGGGUGCACAUCACCGUGCUGGACGAGAACGACAACGCGCCCCAGUUCAGCGAGAAGCGGUACGUGGCGCAGGUGCGCGAGGACGUGCGCCCGCACACGGCCGUGCUGCGCGUCACCGCCACCGACCGCGACAAGGACGCCAACGGCCUGGUCCACUACACCAUCCUCAGCGGCAACAGCCGCGGCCACUUCGCCAUCGACGGCCUCACCGGCGAGAUCCAGGUGGUGGCCCCGCUCGACUUCGAGGCCGAGCGCGAGUACGCGCUGCGCAUCCGGGCGCAGGACGCGGGCCGCCCGCCCCUGUCCAACACCACGGGCCUGGCGAGCAUCCAGGUGGUGGACAUCAACGACCACGCGCCCAUCUUCGUGAGCACCCCGUUCCAGGUGUCGGUGCUGGAGAACGCGCCCCUGGGCCACUCGGUCAUCCACAUCCAGGCGGUGGACGCCGACCACGGCGAGAACGCCCGGCUCGAGUACUCCCUGACGGGCGUGGCCGCCGACACCCCCUUCGUGAUCAACAGCGCCACGGGCUGGGUGUCGGUGAGCGGGCCCCUGGACCGCGAGUCGGUGGAGCACUACUUCUUCGGGGUGGAGGCGCGGGACCACGGCGCCCCGCCGCUCUCCGCCUCGGCCAGCGUCGCCGUGACGGUGCUGGACGUGAACGACAACCGGCCCGAGUUCACCGUGAAGGAGCACCACCUGCGGCUGAACGAGGACGCGGCCGUGGGCACCAGCGUGCUCAGCGUGACCGCCGUGGACCGCGACGCCAACAGCGCCAUCAGCUACCAGGUCACGGGCGGCAACACCCGCAACCGCUUCGCCAUCAGCACGCAGGGCGGCGCGGGGCUGGUGACGCUGGCGCUGCCGCUGGAUUACAAGCAGGAGCGCUACUUCAAGCUGGUGCUCACCGCCUCCGACCGGGCCCUGCACGACCACUGCUACGUCCACAUCAACAUCACCGAUGCCAACACCCACCGGCCCGUCUUCCAGAGCGCUCACUACUCGGUGAGCAUGAACGAGGACCGGCCCGUGGGGAGCACCGUGGCCGUCAUCAGCGCCUCCGACGACGACGUCGGGGAGAACGCCCGCAUCACCUACCUGCUGGAAGACAACCUGCCUCAGUUCCGCAUUGACGCGCACUCGGGGGCCCUCACCUUACAGGCCCCGCUCGACUACGAGGACCAAGUGACCUACACGCUGGCCAUCACCGCCCGGGACAACGGGAUCCCCCAGAAAGCGGACACCACCUACGUGGAGGUGAUGGUCAACGACGUGAACGACAACGCGCCGCAGUUCGUGGCUUCCCACUACACGGGGCUGGUCUCGGAGGACGCGCCCCCCUUCACCAGCGUCCUGCAGAUCUCCGCCACCGACCGCGACGCCCAUGCCAAUGGCCGCGUCCAGUAUACUUUCCAGAACGGGGAAGAUGGCGAUGGAGAUUUUACCAUCGAGCCCACCUCUGGAAUCGUCCGGACGGUAAGGCGGCUGGACCGAGAGGCCGUGCCGGUGUAUGAGUUGACCGCCUAUGCGGUGGACCGUGGGGUACCCCCACUAAGGACACCGGUGAGUAUUCAGGUGACCGUCCAGGACGUGAAUGACAACGCGCCUGUCUUCCCCGCCGAGGAGUUUGAAGUGCGAGUGAAGGAGAACAGCAUUGUGGGGUCCGUGGUGGCUCAGAUCACCGCGGUAGACCCCGAUGAAGGCCCCAACGCCCACAUCAUGUACCAGAUCGUGGAAGGGAACAUCCCGGAGCUGUUCCAAAUGGAUAUCUUCUCUGGAGAGCUGACAGCACUCAUUGACCUGGACUAUGAGACUCGCCAGGAGUACGUGAUUGUGGUCCAAGCCACCUCUUCCCCCUUGGUCAGCAGAGCCACUGUGCACGUGCGCCUCGUGGAUCAGAACGACAACAGUCCUGUGCUCAACAAUUUCCAGAUCCUCUUCAACAACUACGUGUCCAACCGCUCCGACACCUUCCCUUCCGGAAUCAUCGGCCGCAUCCCAGCCUAUGACCCCGAUGUCUCUGAUCAUCUCUUCUAUUCCUUUGAGCGGGGCAAUGAGCUGCAGCUGCUGGUUGUCAAUCAGACCAGUGGGGAGCUUCGACUCAGCCGCAAGCUAGACAACAACCGCCCACUGGUGGCCUCCAUGUUGGUGACAGUCACAGACGGCUUGCACAGCGUGACGGCGCAGUGCGUGCUGCGCGUGGUCAUCAUCACGGAGGAACUGCUGGCCAACAGCCUGACGGUGCGCCUGGAGAACAUGUGGCAGGAGCGCUUCCUGUCCCCGCUGCUGGGCCACUUCCUGGAGGGCGUGGCCGCCGUGCUGGCCACGCCCACCGAGGACGUCUUCAUCUUCAACAUCCAGAACGACACGGACGUGGGGGGCAUGGUGCUGAACGUGAGCUUCUCGGCGCUGGCCCCCCGCGGGGCCGGGGCGGGCGCGGCGGGGCCCUGGUUCAGCUCCGAGGAGCUGCAGGAGCAGCUGUACGUGCGCCGGGCCGCCCUGGCCGCCCGCUCGCUGCUCGACGUGUUACCCUUCGACGACAACGUGUGCCUGCGGGAGCCCUGUGAGAACUACAUGAAGUGCGUGUCGGUGCUGCGCUUCGACUCCUCGGCGCCUUUCCUGGCCUCGGCCUCCACGCUCUUCCGGCCCAUCCAGCCCAUCGCCGGCCUGCGCUGCCGCUGCCCGCCCGGCUUCACGGGCGACUUCUGCGAGACCGAGCUGGACCUCUGCUAUUCCAACCCGUGUCGGAACGGAGGCGCCUGUGCGCGGCGCGAAGGGGGCUACACCUGCGUCUGCCGCCCGCGCUUCACAGGGGAAGACUGCGAGCUGGACACGGAGGCCGGCCGCUGCGUGGCGGGCGUCUGCCGCAACGGGGGCACCUGCACGGACGCGCCCCACGGCGGCUUCCGCUGCCAGUGCCCCGCGGGCGGCGCCUUCGAGGGCCCGCGCUGCGAGGUGGCGGCCCGCUCCUUCCCGGCCAGCUCCUUCGUCAUGUUCCGCGGCCUGCGACAGCGCUUCCACCUCACGCUGUCCCUCUCGUUCGCCACCGUGCAGCCCAGCGGGCUCCUGUUCUACAACGGGCGUCUCAACGAGAAGCACGACUUUCUGGCCUUGGAACUCGUGGCUGGCCAAGUCCGGCUCACGUAUUCCACGGGUGAAUCAAACACAGUGGUCAGCCCCACAGUCCCAGGGGGCCUGAGUGAUGGGCAGUGGCACACCGUACAUCUGAGAUACUACAACAAGCCCCGGACAGAUGCCCUAGGGGGUGCUCAGGGCCCUUCCAAGGACAAGGUGGCUGUGUUGAGCGUGGAUGACUGCAAUGUGGCUGUGGCUCUGGAGUUUGGUGCCGAGAUUGGCAACUAUUCAUGUGCGGCUGCUGGUGUACAAACAAGCUCCAAGAAGUCCCUGGACCUGACGGGCCCUCUGCUUCUGGGGGGUGUCCCCAACCUCCCGGAGAACUUCCCCGUGUCCCACAAGGACUUCAUUGGCUGUAUGCGAGACCUGCACAUCGACGGCCGCCGGGUAGACAUGGCGGCCUUCGUUGCCAACAACGGCACAGUGGCAGGCUGCCAGGCCAAGCUGCACUUUUGUGACUCAGGCCCCUGCAAGAACAAUGGCUUCUGCUCGGAGCGCUGGGGUGGCUUCAGCUGCGAGUGCCCCGUAGGCUUUGGUGGCAAAGAUUGUCGGCUCACCAUGGCCCACCCUUACCAUUUCCGUGGCAACGGCACACUGAGUUGGGACUUUGGAAAUGACAUGCCCGUGUCUGUGCCAUGGUACCUGGGGCUGGCAUUUCGGACACGGGCAGCACAGGGGUUCCUGAUGCAAGUGCAGGUUGGACCCCACAACACACUCCUGUGCCAGUUAGAUCGGGGGUUGCUGUCUGUAACCGUAACUAGAGGCUCCGGCCGGGCUGCCCACCUUCUGCUGGACCAGGUGACCGUCAGUGAUGGCCGAUGGCAUGAUCUGAGACUGGAAUUGCAGGAAGAGCCAGGUGGCAGGAGGGGCCACCAUGUCUUCCUGGUCUCCUUGGACUUCAGCCUUGUCCAGGACACCAUGGUGGUGGGGAGUGAGCUUCAGGGCCUGAAGGUAAAGCAGCUCCACGUGGGCGGCCUGCCCCCCGGCAGUAAGGAGGAAGUUCCUCCGGGAUUGGUCGGCUGCAUCCAGGGGCUGUGGCUUGGCUCGACACCCUUGGGGUCCCCAGCUCUGCUCCCUCCCAGCCGCCGAGUGAACGUGGAGCCGGGCUGUGCUGUGAGCAGCGCCUGUGCCUCGGGGCCCUGCCCGCCCCACGCUGACUGCCAUGACCUCUGGCAGACCUUCUCCUGUACCUGCUGGCCAGGUUACUAUGGCCCAGGCUGCGUGGAUGUCUGUCUCUUGAACCCUUGUCAGAACCAGGGCUCCUGCCGCCACCUCCCAGGGGCCCCCCAUGGCUAUACCUGUGACUGUAUCGCUGGCUAUUUUGGUCACCACUGUGAACACAGGAUGGACCAGCAGUGCCCUCGGGGGUGGUGGGGGAGCCCAACCUGUGGGCCCUGCAACUGUGAUGUCCACAAGGGCUUCGACCCCAACUGCAACAAGACCAAUGGGCAGUGUCACUGCAAGGAGUUCCAUUACCGACCUCGGGGCAGUGACUCCUGCCUCCCCUGUGACUGCUACCCUGUGGGCUCCACCUCGCGCUCAUGUGCACCCCACAGUGGCCAGUGUCCCUGCCGCCCAGGAGCCCUUGGCCGCCAGUGCAACAGCUGUGACAGCCCUUUUGCCGAAGUGACAGCCAGCGGCUGCCGAGUGCUCUAUGAUGCCUGCCCCAAGUCCCUGAGAUCUGGUGUGUGGUGGCCCCAGACUAAAUUCGGUGUCUUAGCCACAGUGCCCUGUCCCCGGGGGGCCCUGGGAUUGCGGGGUGCAGGUGCUGCUGUGCGGUUGUGUGAUGAAGACCAUGGUUGGCUGGAGCCGGACCUUUUCAACUGUACCUCCCCUGCCUUUCGAGAACUCAGCCUGCUGCUGGAUGGUCUAGAGCUGAACAAGACGGCACUGGAUACAAUGGAGGCCAAGAAGCUGGCUCAGCGACUACGUGAGGUGACAAGUCAGGCCGACUACUACUUUAGUCAAGAUGUCCGCGUCACUGCCCGCCUGCUGGCCUAUUUGCUGGCCUUUGAAAGCCAUCAACAGGGGUUUGGCCUGACAGCCACACAAGAUGCCCAUUUCAAUGAGAAUCUACUGUGGGCUGGCUCUGCACUGCUCGCUCCCGAGACCGAGGACUUGUGGGCAGCGCUGGGGCAGCGGGCCCCUGGGGCCUCCCCCGGGAGCGCGGGCCUGGUGAGACAUCUGGAGGAAUAUGCAGCGACACUUGCCAGGAACAUGGAACUCACGUACCUGAAUCCCGUGGGGCUGGUGACCCCCAAUAUCAUGCUCAGUAUCGACCGCAUGGAGCACCCCAGUUCUGCCAGGAGCGCCCAUCGUUACCCUCGUUACCACAGCAACCUCUUUCGGGGCCAGUAUGCCUGGGAUCCUCAUACUCACGUGUUACUGCCUUCCCAAACCCCACGGCCAUCUCCAUCCGAAGUUCUGCCCACAAGCAGCAGCAGCACAGAAAACUCCAGUGUCUCCAGUGUGGCCCCCCCACCAGUCCCCCCAGAACCCGAACCAGAACCUGGCAUCUCCAUUGUCAUCCUCCUGGUCUACCGCACCUUGGGGGGGCUGCUUCCAGCCCAGUACCAGGCGGAGCGCCGAGGCGCCAGGCUCCCCCAGAACCCUGUAAUGAACUCCCCCGUGGUCAGCGUGGCUGUGUUCCAUGGGCGCAACUUCUUAAGGGGUGUCCUGGAGUCCCCCAUCAGCCUCGAGUUCCGCCUGCUACAGACAGCCAAUCGGAGCAAGGCCAUCUGCGUGCAGUGGGACCCACCUGGCCCGGAAGAGCAGCACGGCAUGUGGACGGCACGGGACUGUGAGCUGGUGCACCGGAACGGGUCCCAUGCCUGGUGUCGCUGCAGCCGGACGGGCACCUUCGGGAUUCUCAUGGACGCCUCUCCCCGUGAGCGGCUGGAGGGCGACCUGGAAUUGCUGGCUGUGUUCACGCACGUGGUCGUCGCCGUGUCCGUGGCUGCCCUGGUGCUGACGGCCGCCCUCCUCCUGAGCCUGCGCAGCCUCAAGUCCAACGUGCGGGGCAUCCAUGCCAAUGUAGCAGCGGCCUUGGGGGUGGCCGAGCUCCUCUUCCUGCUAGGGAUCCACAGGACCCACAACCAGCUGGUGUGUACUGCGGUGGCCAUCCUCCUACACUACUUCUUCCUCAGCACCUUCGCGUGGCUCCUGGUGCAGGGCCUGCACCUCUACCGCAUGCAAGUGGAGCCACGCAAUGUGGACCGCGGCGCCAUGCGCUUCUACCACGCCCUGGGCUGGGGCGUCCCUGCGGUGCUGCUGGGACUUGCCGUGGGCCUGGACCCCGAGGGCUAUGGGAACCCUGACUUUUGCUGGGUCUCCAUCCACGAACCUCUCAUCUGGAGUUUCGCCGGCCCUGUGGUCCUUGUCAUAGUGAUGAAUGGAACCAUGUUUCUCCUCGCUGCCCGCACAUCCUGUUCCACAGGGCAGAGGGAAGCCAAGAAGACCUCCGUGCUCAGGACACUCCGGAGCUCUUUCCUGCUCCUCUUGCUGGUCAGCGCCUCCUGGCUCUUUGGCCUCCUGGCAGUUAACCACAGCAUCCUGGCCUUCCACUACCUCCAUGCUGGGCUCUGUGGCCUCCAGGGCCUGGCAGUGUUACUGCUCUUCUGUGUCCUGAAUGCAGAUGCCCGAGCCGCCUGGACACCAGCCUGUCUUGGCAAGAAGGCAGCACCAGAAGAGCCAAGGCCAGCACCAGGGCCGGGGCCCGGAGCCUAUAACAACACGGCCCUCUUCGAGGAGAGCGGCCUCAUUCGUAUCACCCUGGGGGCCUCCACGGUCUCAUCGGUGAGCAGUGCCCGCUCUGGCCGGACCCAGGACCAGGACAGCCAGCGGGGCCGCAGCUACCUCAGGGACAAUGUCCUGGUUCGACACGGCUCCGCUGUUGACCACACCGACCACACCCUCCAGACUCACGCUGGCCCCACGGAUCUGGACGUGGCCAUGUUUCACCGAGAUGCUGGCGCAGACUCUGACUCUGACAGUGACCUGUCCUUAGAAGAGGAAAGGAGUCUGUCCAUCCCAUCUUCGGAAAGCGAGGACAACGGCCGGACACGAGGGCGCUUCCAACGCCCACUCCGCCGGGCGGCUCAGAGUGAGAGGCUCCUUAGCCACCCCAAAGAUGUGGAUGGCAACGACCUCCUAUCGUACUGGCCAGCCCUGGGAGAGUGUGAAGCCAGCCCUUGUGCCCUGCAGACUUGGGGCUCCGAGAGGCGUCUGGGCCUAGACACCAGUAAAGAUGCAGCCAACAACAACCAGCCAGAGCUGGCCCUGACGAGUGGGGAUGAAACCACCCUGGGCAGAGCCCAACGCCAGAGAAAAGGCAUCCUGAAGAACCGGCUGCAGUACCCCCUGAUGCCGCAGAGCCGAGGGGCCCCCGAGCUGUCGUGGUGCCGGGCGGCCACGCUGGGCCACCGCGCCGUGCCCGCCGCCUCAUACGGCCGCAUCUACGCCCGCGGGGGCACGGGCAGCCUGUCCCAGCCCGCCAGCCGCUACUCCUCCCGAGAGCAACUGGAUCUGCUCCUCCGGCGGCAGCUGAGCCGCGAGCGGCUGGAAGAAGCCCCCCUGCCCCGGCUGCACCCCCUGAGCAGGCCCGGUUCCCAGGAACGCCUCGACGCCCUCGUGCCAGGCCGCCUCGAACCCCGGGACCGGGGCAGUACCCUCCCCCGGAGGCAGCCGCCCCGGGACUACCCGGGCGCCACGGCCGGCCGCUUUGGAUCGCGGGAUGCGUUGGACUUAGGGGCCCCCCGGGAAUGGCUGAGCACCUUGCCUGCACCCCGCCGUCCCCGGGACCUGGACCCCCAGCCGCCCCCUCUGCCCCGCUCCCCGCAGCGGCAGCUCUCCAGGGACCCCCUCCUCCCCUGCGGGCCCCUGGACCCUGCGGGGAGGAGUUUGAACUCUCGAGAACAACCGGCUCCGGGGCCCAGCCGGCCUCCUUCCCGCGAGGCCCUGGGACCCCCGCCGCCGCCCCGGCCGCCCGGCGCGCGGGAGGAGGCCGCCAGCGGCCCCGGCCCCGGCCCCUCCACGGAGCAGCUGGACAUCCUCUCGUCCAUCCUCGCCUCCUUCAACUCCUCAGCCCUCUCCUCCGUGCAGUCCUCCAGCACGCCCUCCGGCCCGCACACCACGGCCACGGCCACCCCGUCGGCCACCGCCUCCGCCCUAAGCCGGGGCCCUCCACGCUCGCGCUCCGCGGCCACGCCCCUCAGGCCACGCCCCUCCGCAGGCCCCACUUAUCCUCGGCACCGCCCCUCCGCAGGCCAUGCCACGCCCCCUCCGCCGGGCCACCUCUCCGCAGGCCCACGCCCCUCGCGGCCACGCCCCACAGGCCACGCCCCUCCGCAGGCCCCACUUAUCCUCGGGCACCGCCCCUCCGCAGGCCAUGCCACGCCCCCUCCGCCGUGCCACCUCUCCGCAGGCCACGCCCCUCCGCAGGCCCCGCUUCUCCACAGGCACCGCCCCUCCUCCACGCAGGGCAACUUCCGGCGGCAUGCCUGGGUUCAGUCCCAGAGUGGGGUGGGGACUGGCCGGCAAAAGGGGGCAGGGGGCUAUAGGGACAAACUCUUUGAGAUGUGA
Molecule: messenger RNA, 10308 nt
Organism: Perognathus longimembris pacificus (Pacific pocket mouse)
Lineage: Eukaryota; Metazoa; Chordata; Mammalia; Rodentia; Heteromyidae
Gene: Celsr3
Product: cadherin EGF LAG seven-pass G-type receptor 3
Exons: 36
Coding region: 1-10308 (3435 amino acids)
Biological process (GO): cell surface receptor signaling pathway; homophilic cell-cell adhesion; G protein-coupled receptor signaling pathway
Cellular component (GO): plasma membrane
Molecular function (GO): G protein-coupled receptor activity; calcium ion binding
Source: RefSeq, a predicted model, not a curated record